AUGGUUGAUACAGUAAAAAACAUUCGCCAAUGCCUUGCUACUGCUCAGGGUCAUCAAAAGAAGUAUGCUGGUAGACGAAGAAGACCAUUAGAACUCACAGUCGAAGACAGUGUUCCUGAAAGUUGCACCAAUAAAAAAGCCUAUAAGUUGAACUUACAAGCUUCAAUGGAUCGAAUUCACAAUGUGUUUCAUGUCUCUACUCUUCGAAAGUAUAUUCCUGAUGCUUCACAUAUAUUACCGGAUAACCCAAUGGAUCUGGAAACUAAUUUAACCUAUGAAGAAAGACCAGUAAAAAUUUUACUCUGA
Messenger RNA from Olea europaea var. sylvestris, 306 nucleotides. RefSeq lists its product as uncharacterized. The transcript is spliced from 2 exons. Lineage: Eukaryota; Viridiplantae; Streptophyta; Magnoliopsida; Lamiales; Oleaceae. The coding region runs from base 1 to 306 and encodes 101 amino acids. The record is from RefSeq and is a predicted model, not a curated record.